Molecule: messenger RNA, 525 nt
Organism: Formica exsecta
Lineage: Eukaryota; Metazoa; Arthropoda; Insecta; Hymenoptera; Formicidae
Exons: 2
Coding region: 29-442 (137 amino acids)
Source: RefSeq, a predicted model, not a curated record
GCAAAUUUGAGUAUUCCAAUGAAAAAAUAUGGCAGCUAAAAUAUUAUUAUUAGAUGAACUGUUAAAUAGUUCGAGCAGUUCUAGCGAUGAAGAAAUGAUGGCAGUAUUAAUGCGACAUGAAACACAAAUUCCGAAAGCUCGGAAUAUGAUAAAUAUUAUAAAUGAAUAUUCUGAUAAAGAGGUUUUUCUCUGCUCUCUUGUUGAUUACAAGUCGCAUAUUGCACAUGUGGGCACCACUAAAGAAGUUACUAAAUGCACUAUAUUGGGAUCAGUGCCUGUAAUCGCUCCCAGGUCAGUGCAAAUAACCGCACUCGGGCCAGUAUUAAACUAUGCGCUCCAGACAUGUGCGUCUGAUAACAAAAAGUUACUAGCCACUGAAACGGAGCGAGUGCACAUCAAUCGAAUUCGCCAUAAGGCAACAAGUGGCUGUACACGGCCCUGAAAAAAGUCGAAAAAAAUGGACGCUCAAGAUGGCUGCGAUAACGUACUACCGUUCGCGAUAAAUCUACCCCCACUACCGAUAUG